CACAGCACCUCUCGCAACCCCUUCCAUUCUUCCAAGAUAAAACCGAACAAGCCAAAAAGCAAGCCACAACACAAGACCUGAUCAUUUCUUCCCCUUCUCCGUGGACCAGGGGAAGAAUCCGACCAUGGCAGACACAGCGCCAGAGUGUUGCACCGACGCCGAUGGCUCCACCUCGGACGCCGCGGACGACUUCGAGUUCUGCAUCCUGGCGUCCGGCGGCCUCGUCCCGGCCGGCGGGGGCGCGGAGACGGAUAUGUGCGUGGCCGACGAGCUCUUCGCCAACGGAAAGUUGCUCCCGCUCCGGCCCUCCUCGGCCGCGGCCGCCGAUGGCGCCAGCGUUGUCACGCUUCCGCGGUCGGAGUCGGCGGCGUCCACCGCGGGCUUCGGGUCGCGAUCCGAAAGCCGCAGCGCGAGCUCCAGCAGUAGCAGCAGCGGGUGCGUCAGCCGCAGCCAGUCGUCCAAGAACGCCUCCUCCGACCACGGCGCCCCCGCGCCGCCGCGGCGGUCGCUGUCGAGCAGCCUGUUCUACACGCACCCGAGCCCGUCGCCGCAGCUGCGCUCGGCGCGGCCGCGACGCAGCACCGGGUCCGCGCUGCCGCCCGCCACGUGGGGCAUCUUACGCCUCGGCGUCGUCGGCGCCCGGGACGUGUACCCGCCGCCGCGCCCCGCCGAGGCCAAGAACGCCGCCGCGGCGAGGGUAGGGGGUGGUAGCACGAGCGCGAGGUUCGGGCAUGUGAGCGCCGCCAUGGACAAGAAGCUUGGGUUAGGGGGGCUGUUUGGGGACAGCCUCGGGUGCAAGUGCUCGCCCGAUGCCAUCGAGCCCGUACGCUUGCCGGAGGCGGCGAAGCGGAGCAGGAAGAAGGACGGCGCGAAGAGCGGCCAGGGCGUUGGUCGCAGUAGGAUCCUGGACUGGCUUCAAGAGCUCUCCAUUACCAAGGACAAGAAGUAAUGCCGCGUAAAGAUCGUGCCUUUCUCCUCUGAGCUGCUUUGAUCAAGGAGAUUUUUUUUUUCGGUUUUAGAUUUUUCUCGUCUGACUAAGUGACUAGCGAGCAGUGCACCGAUUGUAUGCAAAAGAAUUAACGAGCAAUGCUCAAUUGCUCAUAACUUCCAUUUGUACAAACUAAAUGCUAUGGAGUAUGAACAUUGUUAUCGUUUA
Messenger RNA from Phragmites australis (common reed), 1156 nucleotides. RefSeq lists its product as uncharacterized. The record is from RefSeq and is a predicted model, not a curated record. NCBI's taxonomy places the organism in Eukaryota, Viridiplantae, Streptophyta, Magnoliopsida, Poales, Poaceae. The transcript has a single exon. Bases 125 to 949 code for a protein of 274 amino acids.